AAGCUCUUUCAGUUGCCUGCUGAGCUGCUGGAUAGAAUCCUAGAUUUUCUUGAAGACGACAAAAAAACUCUGGCUUCUCUCGCGCUCGUUAGCAGCAUCUGUUUAUAUCUCGCUCGUGCGUGCCAGUUCAAGGAGAUUCAUUUCGACUACAGCCCUCAGUCACACGAGCUGCUCCUGCAUAUGGCAACUGAAUCUUUGGAUGACGACAACGAGACAAAUUUGUUACCUAUCGGCGUUUUCGUGCGCAAAUUUACCUUUGCACCUCUGGAGGAUUUCCUUUCUACUAUUCACCCAAAGCUGUCCAACGCCAUGUAUAUCGAUAGAUUUAAUGACUCCCUCCCUUUUACUCAACUACGGGAGACGAUUGUCGAGAACUUAAGCGCAGCUCAGGAACACUACGUCAAUCAACGGAAGCGCAUCUUCACAGUGAUUGCCUCCAAAAUGCCUAACCUUGUUGGGCUCGUUUGGAAGGACAAGGUUCAAUUGGACAGCGACUUUCUUGAAGCCAUCUCUCGUUGUUCUGCCGAGCAUGUUAAGCUCGAAAAGAUACGGCCUAGCAAGCAUUGGCCCAUGACACCGCCUCUGGUCCCUGUCCAAUGGAAGCUUUUCCCGGGUUACCCACCAACGAUGGCGAUGCAUCACCCCACCUCUGUUUUCCUCAAUACGCUCUUCCAAAGCUGCUCCUCUACGCUUGAGUCUCUGACUUGGUGGCAUACGGCAAGCCUAGAAGAUCAACUUGCGGUCACUUUAGACCAUUCAAAGCUCACGUUCCCUAGACUACAGCGUCUUAGUCUGGAGCGUUUAUAUUUCAAACCAGAGUCAUUCUCCUCAUUUAUGGGUCCUUCGUUGAGGCAUCUUCGGCUACCGAGACGGUAUAUCUCUCUUAUCCUCGAGAGUCUCGAGACUUGUAAGCCCUUGGCAUAUUUGCAGACCUUGGAAGUCCCUGAUCUGCCCCUUACACGCGAGGGGUGCAUGCCCAUUGCCAAGUUUAUCAAGCGGCAUAAUCAUGUGCAGAAACUUCAUCUGAGCGAGGAACACGAGAUAAUUGUCAAAGGUGAUCAAAUAAGCAGCCUUUGUAUCCCUAUUCUAGCAACUGGCAGGUUUAAUGACCUUCGCUGUCUCUCGUUAUCAUGGAGCGGCAAGAGGCUGCCUUAUUAUCCGGAGGAAUACCCUUAUCUGAGGGAAUACAAGGAUGAAUUUCCUGAACCAUCACUGGUGGCUCUUGGCACAAUUGGUUCACUCGAGCAACUCAGCCUACGUUUUGGCUUUAGAUCUAAUUGGCUACUUGAUCAUGGCAAGCUACGACGACAUUUGAAAGGCUUGAGUCGUCUCAAGACGCUGGCCUUGCUUCACGACACAUAUUACCGUCUUGAACUGAAGCAUUUAUCUCCAACAAAAUAUUACGAUGAGAUAUUUGUUAUAGAUUCGGAUUACAUGGAUGCAGAUGCACGGCCACGUCAUGAUGCUGGCGAAGACUAUGGACUCGAUCUUGACAAGACAGUGGAAUAUGACGAUGUUGACUAUGGACGUCCAGGCGCCACUGAUCAGUGCACCUGGGAAAGAGCCCAUAGAAAUCGCAUGCUCGUGCAGGCCGAGGCAUACGCCAAAGUUCUUCCACAGUUGGAAUGGAUGUACUGCGGGCAGCGGCCGAUGGGGCUUCGUGCUUACCGUGGUGAAGACGGUGUUGUUUGUAAAGAGGCAAUUCCCCUCAGCAGGCGGAGGGUUACGUGUCGGGCUUUUCUGAAUAAGACUUUUGGA
Messenger RNA from Trichoderma atroviride IMI 206040, 1758 nucleotides. NCBI's taxonomy places the organism in Eukaryota, Fungi, Ascomycota, Sordariomycetes, Hypocreales, Hypocreaceae. The record is from RefSeq and is a predicted model, not a curated record.